Messenger RNA from Durusdinium trenchii, 584 nucleotides. Lineage: Eukaryota; Dinophyceae; Suessiales; Symbiodiniaceae. The record is from the annotation of a GenBank genome assembly.
CUUUCUUUGUGCUCAUUUGGUAGCGAUGAACUCACGCGCCUGAUCACGCGCUUGGCCUCCGACGCGAUGCAGAAACGCCAUCGGUUCCUGGCAGUCUGUGUGCUGGCAGCUUUCGGCCAGGUCUCGAAGACCUACCUCGGCUCGUUCCGGAGAACGUCACUCGGGGUGGAGACACUUCGAGAGACGUCCCGAACGCGUCCGUCCUCAGUGCCGCGCCGUCAGGCCGCCUUUGACUCCGUGGCAGAGAUGGCCAGCGAUGCCGUGGAGAAUGCGGCCGCAUCAGACCUCCUGGCCAUCCUGGGUGGCUCUUUGAGCUGGAUCUAUGUCUUCCUCCUGGGCGGCCUGACCCUCGUGGCUGGCCUUGGUCAGAUCUUUCAGAUGGAACAGGAAGAUGAGUUUCCAGGUGUUCGCUUUGGUCUGGGCGACCGUGUGGCUGCCGAGGCCUUGAAGCGCCGAGAGGAGCUGGAGGAAGGUGUGGAGAUUGUCGAGGAUGAAGCGGGCGACGACUUUCGCCAGGAGGUGGUGGACGCGGAAGCGCGCGGCUGGAAGCCUCAGUCUGAGCGUUUUAUGAUGCACCAGCAAUA